AUGGCUUGGUACAAUCAAACCGUCGACUCACUCUCCGAGUUCUUGGCAAGCCACCGCAGUCAACUUCCCCUCCUGGCUGCAACAGGGGCCUCGUUGACUGUGGCUUAUGUCCUGCGCUCGCUUCUAUCGGACUCCCAGCCGGAGGGGAAUGUCUAUCGCUCCCCUCUUGCCAGGGUCAAGGCCUUGUCGGAUGCGGAAAACUGCGAGCUUCCUCUGCCUAUCGACGUUCUUCCUGGGGCCCGGGAUGUGCCCACCAGUUUUGGUGGCUCAAUGCGUGUAUAUGAGUGGGGCCCGGAUGAUGGCCCCAGGGUCCUCUUGAUCCACGGCAUUACGACCCCUUGUAUUGCAUUAGGCGGGUUAGCCCAUGCCCUGGUCGAUCGAGGGUGCCGUGUAAUGCUCUUCGACCUUUUCGGAAGAGGGUACUCCGAUUGUCCCUCGGAUCUGCCACAAGAUGGCACGUUGUGGAAUCGACAGAUCUGGUCUGCCAUCAACUCGUCUCCUAUCUUCAAGAGGCCGGGGGAUCUCUGCCUGGUCGGCUACUCAUUAGGCGGCGGUAUCGCGGCGAAUUUCGCGGCUUUCCAUCCUCAGGCUAUUUCCUCGUUGGUUCUUCUUGCGCCUGCUGGUUUGAUUCGUGAUUCUCGGAUCAGCUUCCAAUCUCAGCUUCUCUACUCGCACGACUGGAUACCAGAGAAACUACUGAAGUUCUUCGUCCGUCGUCGCCUACGCGCGGGUCCGUUGACAUCCAAACCUGCGAACAAGAAGCUCAGUGCAGAAGAUGCGUUGGUUGAAGAACUUCCCAAUCAAGGUGCGACGGAGGUACAGCGACUGUCUCGGGCUUACACACAUGUGAAUGUCCCCAACGCAGUCAAGUGGCAGGUGGAUGAGCAUCCCGGUUUUGUGCAUGCUUUCAUGUCCAGCAUGCGGUAUGGGCCCAUCCUGCAGCAGCGCCAACUGAAAGUAUGGAAGCAGCUGGGAGACUGGCUCGCCACGGGGAAGAAGGCCGGCUCGGAUGCGAUCCCCGGUCUUCCCCAUGACAAGGUUCUCAUUAUGUAUGGCGAGCACGACGCGGUCAUUGUGAAAGACGAUCUCGUGCCCGAUGCCACUGCAGCACUACAAGGCCUCGCGAGCUUUAAGUCCUACGAUGCGGGCCAUGAGUUCCCAAGCACAAACCCGCAUGAAGGCUGGUUCUCCUUCGAGGGCGUCCCUCUAAAGUGGCACUACCCCAUCGGACUCCUGUAUGACCUGUACGCGGGCGCCGACCCGGCCUCCAAGGGCGGCGGCACCGAGCCCGACCUCCUCUCCGCCGCCGGCGCAGACGAGGACCCCCUCCCCUGGCGGCUGACCGUGCACUUCAGCGACUGGCCCGACGAGGAGCUGGUGCGGCUCGACGCCGACGGGAUGGUCAUGCACGACGCGUUUAUCAACAGCGUCAAGGAGGCGGAUUUCCUGCGCAACGGCACGGCGAAGGGGAUCAUGGCGCUAUCCAAGGAGGAUUCCGCGGGCCUGUGGACGGCGGUGAGAGAUGUGGACCUCCCCGCCUUCCAACGAAUCUCCAACAUCCUCCUCCCACCGCCCAACCAACCCUUCCGCAACGUGCCCGUCCGCUUCUUCCUGCCGUUGCCCCCGGAUUCGGACUCCCCCUCGCUGAAGGUGGUCCAGUCGCCUAUCCCGCCGGUGAUCGCCCCGUCGUCGGUGUCGUCGUCGAUCGCGGCGAGUCAGUCGCUGAUGAUGGCCGCCGCGCGCGGGGCGCCGCAGGUCCAGACGGUCGGGUCGGCACUACAUGCGCUGCUGCCGAACCUGUUUCCGAGUCGUAGGACCCCCGUGCUGGCGAAGCCGGUGCUCCAUGGGGCGGCUGUGCCGAUGGCGGCGCCGGUGGAGGAGCUGGUAAGGUGUUCGGCGUAUGGCGAUGGGUGGGUCUAUGUGGUGGUGCGGAUGAUGGGGUAA
This is a messenger RNA of Aspergillus uvarum CBS 121591, 1944 nucleotides long. RefSeq names its product alpha/beta-hydrolase. Gene Ontology annotation, biological process: cellular response to nitrogen starvation; nucleophagy; autophagosome assembly. The transcript is spliced from 4 exons. The record is from RefSeq and is a predicted model, not a curated record. The coding region runs from base 1 to 1944 and encodes 647 amino acids. Gene Ontology annotation, cellular component: cytoplasm; phagophore assembly site membrane; Atg12-Atg5-Atg16 complex. Lineage: Eukaryota; Fungi; Ascomycota; Eurotiomycetes; Eurotiales; Aspergillaceae.